Molecule: messenger RNA, 1372 nt
Organism: Paramecium pentaurelia
Lineage: Eukaryota; Ciliophora; Oligohymenophorea; Peniculida; Parameciidae
Source: the annotation of a GenBank genome assembly
UAAUGAAAAUUUUAUUAGGACUCAUUAUUACAUCAUUAGUGUUAGUUAAGGGCACAGAUUAAACUAGUAACAAGAUUUAUUAAGUUUAGGCUUUUUCGCUGAGUUGUUGGGAGAAGAUCUUCCAUAUUACACAGAAACUGAUUAUGUAAAAUUUAAAGAUGUUGGAUCUAUAUAUUAUCAUUUGAUAUUGAAAGAAGGAACACCAAAUCUUGAAGCAAUAUAGAAAGGAGAUGUUUUAGCUAUAUGGUUGAAUGGAGGUCCAGGCUCAUCCAGUUAACUUGGUAACUAUAUGGAAAUUGGUCCAUGGGUCAUAAAAAAAAAUCCAGACACAGAAGCAAAAGAGAAACCCUACAUUGUCACUAAGAGAGUAAGAAAUAAUUAUUAUAUGACAGGAAUAUUCUUGGAAUAAGGUGAUGCAUUUACUUUUUAUUGAUCAACCAUUUGGUGCUGGUAUGAGUAAAGCUGAUAAAGAAAAUGUUGUCACAAAUAGUGAUUAGGCUGCUAACUAUUUUGUGGAAACAAUUAAAUAGAUCUAUACAAGAUUAAAUGGUUUAGAUUAAGUUACUACUUAUAUUUUUGGGGAGAGCUAUGCAGGACAUUAUAUACCAGCAUUUGCUACAAGAUUAUUGAAAGAUGAAGAAACCUUAAAAAAAGUCAAUUUCAAAGGAAUUGCAAUAAUAGAUGGUAUCACUGAUACUCAAAAUCAAUUAAAUUAUUAUCAUAGUUAUUUAUAUAGUAUUGGAGCUAUUUCUGAAUUCGAUUUGGAAAGAUUAUAGAAGAUAGGUGUAAAAGGAUAAUAAUAUAUUAUGAAUGGAGAGUAUGCAAAAGGAGCAGAAUAAUUAGAUCUUAUGACAGAAGAUAAAUUUAUAGAACAGAUUGGAAAUAUUAAUGUUUACAAUAUUCGAAAAUACAAAGGAUUAGAUGAGUAUGAUUAUUCUUGGGUUGAAUUUUUAAAUACUUAUAUCAAAGAAUUCUCUUCAGAAAUAACCCAAUUUCAGAAAUCUAAUUCUAAGAUUUAUAAUGCCUUUCAAUAAGAUAUUGGUGAAAGUAGAUUAAAGGAUAUUGAAUUGUUAUUAUAGAAAAAGUAUAAGGUUUUGUUGUUGAAUGGAUAACUAGAUUAUAUAAUUAAUACACCAGGAGCAUGGAAUUGGAUUUACUAGAUAGAUUGGACAUAUAAAUAUUAAUGGAAAAAUGCACAAAAAAAAUUAAUUACUUUUCCAAUUUAAGGAUAAGAAAACAAGGUGGAAACUCAUGGAUACAUUAAAGCAUAUGAAAACUUAUAAUAUGCAACAAUCUAUAAGGCAGGUCAUAUGAUACCAACUGAUAACCCAAAGGCAGCAUAUUAUGUUAUUGAGAAUUUUAUAAAGUGAUA